AAUUCCUAACCUGAAGGAAUUUAUUUAUUUAUUUAUUUUUUUAUUUUUUUUUGUGUGCGUGUGUGUGGGUGGGCGCAAAAGUUAAAAGGAUAAGAGAUCAAUAAAAUUAGUUAACAAAAUUAUUUGAAAUAAUUAAAUAUUCUACAACUUAACAUUAGUUAAUAAGUUUCCAAGAAAAAAAAAAAUAUAUUAGUUAAUAGUAAUACUGUAUGUCGUCUCUCUACUAAUUUUCUGUAAAUUUUUCACUCUUGUCUUCUCUUAAUUUUUUAUUUUUUAUUAUUUUUUUUAAGCUCUUAACUAAUACAACUAUUUUAGAUGCAGAUAAAGCUUGGAGUGGGCAGAUGCAGUAAAUUCCGAGUGAAAACAAAGGUAAACUUUUCCCGCCAAAAAUCUGUUAUGAAAUGUAACCAACUAAAACCCACUCCAACCAACUAACUCACUUGAGCUCCUCCACCUUUUUUCUCUCUCUCCUCCAUUUCUGAGUUCACAGCAAAAACCCAUUUUCUCUCUCUAAAAUCAACCUAUUUUCUCUCUCUAAAUCGGAAGCCAUGGAAAGGAAAGCUUUGAGAGGAGGGAAUUCAUCACCAAAUUCAGAGGAGCACAUCAUCCAAAUCCCAAAUCUUGAUGCUGAACAAACAGAGGAACAACAUUCGCCAUUGUUGUCUCAGUCUCAGAUUCUGCAGCUGCCUCAUACUCCUCCGAGACGAAGGGUUCUUCCUAAUUCCAAUUUCGAUACUAACCCCACCAUUCUUCCUCCUGCCUUCAUCAACAACCACAAUCACCGCAACAACUACCGCCGUCUCUGGGCUUUUCGUCUUCGUCAUUUCUUCGGCUCUUCCUGGGUUCUCCAUUCUAUUCCUGUCAUCAUCAUCCUCUGUUUUUUCCUUCUCUGGUGGUUCUCCAACCCAGUGAAUUUGGCAAUCAGGGAUGGCAGAUUCAUGCAAGAACAUUCCUCUACUGUAAGGCCUUUUUCUCUGAAUGACACUGACCUUAAUCUGAGCCGGAUGACUAUGUUGGCAGUAGCUACUUUGCCAGAUCCCAACAUAGAGCUCAUGCUGUCGGUGGUCGAUAAGGCAGGUGAUGGUGCAUCUCCAUUGAGCAGCAGUAACUGAAGCGUGCCCUCUUCUGAUAUCUGUAAAGUGCACUUAUCUUCGAAGAUUUAUCAUUGCUUAAGACUAUCCUGGCUUCAUAGCAGUUCAUUUUAGUUUUAAUGUUCUAGUUUCAAUAAUAAAAGAACUCUAUUAUGGAGUACUAAGUAGGUCGAUAAGGUGGAUGAUGGUGCAAUCUUCCAUUGAGCAAUAGCAGUUGAAGUGCACACUCUUCUGAUCUGUGUCAUGUGUUCUUCAUUGCUCUGCACUAUCCUAGCUACAUAGCAGUUUAUUUUAGUUAGUGUUUUAGUUCCAAUAAUACAAAACUCUAUGGUGUAGUACUAAGUAGGCUGAUAAGGCAGAUGAUGGUGUAAUGUACACUUAUCUUUGAAGAUUUUCAAUGCAAGACAGUAGACACUAUCCUA
Chenopodium quinoa (quinoa) is the source of this 1513-nucleotide messenger RNA. RefSeq lists its product as uncharacterized. The record is from RefSeq and is a predicted model, not a curated record. The transcript has 2 exons. Bases 549 to 1112 code for a protein of 187 amino acids. Lineage: Eukaryota; Viridiplantae; Streptophyta; Magnoliopsida; Caryophyllales; Amaranthaceae.